AUGACUAAUUGCCUCCCUUUUUUUAGCUUUGCCACAUAUCAUUCUGUUUGCUUUACCCUUUCUGAUUACCCUCCAAUGAGGACAAGGAACGUAUUCCUUAUCAAGACAUACCUUCAUCAACCAUUCUUCUUCAUCAACAUCAUCCCCUUCCUUCUCCCAUCUUUGACAUCCAUGGAAGAUCUGAACAUGCUGGCCGCAGAUUGUGUAGUCAUAUCUUGUUGCUGCCAAUGCUUGAUACUACAAUCGAUCAUAUUCGUCUUGCUCAAACUUCCCCGCAAAGUCAUUCAGAAGACCAGAGCAUAUGCUAAGAAGAAGCUUUGGCACAGAAAGAAAGAGAAGAUAUUAGAAUCGGUCAGGGGUAGGUUCCAGGAUAGUUUUGAUAAAUUUCUAGAAGGGUCUAUAGAAAUCCAAGUAGAUGACUUCCAUGGAGGGCAUGAUUGUGAGAGCUGCAUUGAGGAAGUUGAGGAAGUCUUAGAAGGUUUUUCUCAGAAGGGGGAGUUUGCUUUCGGAAGCUUUUGGGGUAGGGUUGGAUCAGGGACCUCUCCAGCAUGUAUAGUAGCUGUGCAGGAAUUUGAUUUAAGUUUUGCACAGUUUGAAGUGGUUGAAACAAUCAGUACAUCUUUCAGGCAUUCAUAUUAAUCAAGCAAAAAAGAGAAUAGGAGAUAACAUAUUGAUUGCUCAGGAAGUGGUGAAAGGCUAUCUUAGGAAAAAUAGGCCUCCCAGUUGUGCUCUCAAAUUGACUUGAUGAAAGCUUUUGACUCCGUACAUUGGGAUUUUCUGUUUAAUUUCGUAGAAGCUAUUAAUAUCCCUGCUAAAUUCAUUGCUCGGAUCAAGGCUGUGUUACAACUCCAUCUUUCUCUAUUGUGGUUAAUGGAAGCUUGCACAGAUAUUUUUUCUGGCAGUAAAGGAUUGAGGCAAGGAGAUCCAUUGUCUCCGUACUUGUUAGUAUUUGCCAUGGAGAUUCUUUCUUGCCUACUAAAUAGAUCAGCUAUGGGAGGCCAACUGUCUAACCAUCCCAAAUGUAAAAAGAACAAUCUUACUUAUUUGUGUUUUGCAUAUGAUUUAAUGAUCUUUACAACAGGAACAGUGGAUUCUCUUGAAAAAGUUGCAGACAUACUUCAUCAAUUCUAUUGUUUGUCUAGAUUAAAGCGCAAUCCUUUGAAGAGUGAAUUUUCUGUGCUGAGGUAGAUGCUUCUCUUUCUCAUUCUAUGCUGGUUGUUACUGGGUUCAAGAUUGGUAAACUGCCUGUAAAAUAUUUGGGGUGUUCCGUUAAUUACGAAAAAGCUGGCUUACACAGAUUGCAAGCCUUUACUGGACAGAAUAUCUUCAAGACUUCAGAAAUGGGCAAAAAAAAAAUCUUUCAUUUGCUGGAAGAUUACAGUUAAUAUCAUCUGUCAUCUUUAGCAUUCAGAACUAUCGGUGUUGUUGCCAGCAUGAGUAAUGAAGGUUACAGAGCAGCAGUGUAAUGCUUUUCUAUGGAAGGUUAAAGAGGGGCCUGCCAGAGGAGCUAAAGUUGCUUGAAGCAAAGUUACGUUGCCCAAGCACGAGGGUGGAUUGGGGGUAAAAAAGAUCAAAGAAUGGAAUGUUGCCUUCAUUUUUAGAUGUAUUUGGAUUUGUUUAUGAAGGCAGGAUCUCUAUGGUAGCGCGGGUGACUGUUAAUAGAUUGAAAGGGAGAAGCUUUUGGGGUUUGAAAAUAACAGGGGACUCCACUUGGUAUUGGAAAAGGCUUCUCAAGUUCAGAAAGUUUGUUUGGGAUCAAAGUCACUACAUUGUGGGAGAUGGAAAAACUACUCAACUGUGGUGGCAUCCAGAUGGUGUGCUUGUUAAAUCCUAUGGAUAGAGGAUACUGUUCGAAUCUGGAAUUCUAUUUAAUGCUAAGUUGUUAGCAGUCUUGAGAGAUGGCAAUUGGGUAUGGCCUAGUUUCUUUUCUGAAGCUUUGCUUAGACUACAAAUGGCUAUAUGUGGGUGCUAUUUAUCCUGAUCGUUUGUCUGAGGAUAAGGUGCUUUGGGGAACUAUACAAGGCACAGAUACUUGAGGAAGCUCAUCUGAAUCCUAGUUUUUCUUAUAUUUGUAAUCAGUGGAUGUUGUUAUAGCUAGUUGACAUAAAAGAUGUACAUGCUGAUGGCCUAAACUUUGUAGUAGGAUGAAUUCCUACUUGUCUCUUUUUGGAUAAAUUAAAUCUUCAUUUAUCAUAUAAAAAAAAAAGGCAUGGUGUUUUAUUU
Messenger RNA from Populus trichocarpa (black cottonwood), 2223 nucleotides. RefSeq lists its product as uncharacterized. The coding region runs from base 1 to 639 and encodes 212 amino acids. The transcript has 2 exons. The record is from RefSeq and is a predicted model, not a curated record. NCBI's taxonomy places the organism in Eukaryota, Viridiplantae, Streptophyta, Magnoliopsida, Malpighiales, Salicaceae.